Aureobasidium pullulans EXF-150 is the source of this 1377-nucleotide messenger RNA. RefSeq lists its product as uncharacterized. Lineage: Eukaryota; Fungi; Ascomycota; Dothideomycetes; Dothideales; Saccotheciaceae. Gene Ontology annotation, biological process: regulation of DNA-templated transcription. The record is from RefSeq and is a predicted model, not a curated record. Gene Ontology annotation, molecular function: DNA-binding transcription factor activity. Bases 1 to 1377 code for a protein of 458 amino acids. The transcript has 2 exons.
AUGGCCCAUGCGGCAGGCUUUCCCUCUGGGGCUAUGUUUACGCAUUCAAAAUGGCUGCAUAAACCCCCCAUACCGUCGCCCAGCAUACCAGCAAUAAGACAAUUUCGUCCACUACUUCCUAAACACUCUCAAGAGCAAUCGCCCUUGAGUUUCUCUACUACUUCGUCGUCUUCGGACCUUCAGCACAAGAAACUUCAGCCAACCACGGCUUUUAAACCACAACCAUGUCUUCCUCUCCAGAACUCCCCCAGGCAUACGCCCCCACAACCAGCAUUCGAACAGGACUUCGCCCUCUUCGCAACGCCUACGAAACUUGCGCAUUCUCCCUCUGUGCGGUCGCUCGAUCUGACGCAGCUGCCUACGUAUAAGCAAUCCGAUUCGCAGAACUGCCACGCGACUGCUCUUCUGCCUACCCGUACCGCUCAAAAAGUUCCCGACGUCUGCCCGCAGUCCUUUAAGAACAGCCUGCCUCUCCCACCAGUGCCAACCUAUCCGUGGAAAUCUUCUGAUUCUCUGAACAAAAAACCCAACAUUUUUACCACAGACAUUAUCGCAAAUAUGUCUCUCUACAACUUCAACGAACCCAACGUCGCAUACAACGGCACCAGCUCUGAUCUCAACCUGGACAUUGGCGGCUGUCUCAAGAACGGCGCUGACAUGCCUCUCUAUUCCGACGACUCGACUUCCAUGAACGCCCUCUGGGCCGAAGCCUUUGGCACCCAUGGCACCCAUGGCACCCAGAACGUGCAAACAGUCUCUCCUGAGCAGCUGUCCAUGGACACCAUGGGCUCCGUUCCCUCCUCUGCCAUGAUUCCCGAGUUAUCCCCCAAUGGCUCGGACCUCCAAUACUCUCCCGCCCUCUCCGACCUCGAUACCCCUUUGUUCGGAGCCGAGUCAUACAACACGACUCCUUACAUGAACGACAACAUGGCAUACCCUGCAAACGACUAUCCUCUCUUCUCCAGCCAUGAGACCUCAGCCUUCGAGGUUCCUUCUCCGCAACAGUUUGCUCCGGUCAUCCCAGAGGCUCGCCAGCGAUCUUUCACCGCUGCCUCAGUCACCGCUUCGCCCUCAAUGGGCGCCCGUCCCACUGGUAUCCGCAAGAAGUCAAAGGCAAACGCGCCUAUCAUCGUCGACGAGAACGAUCCCGUUGCUGUUAAGCGUGCCAAGAACACCAUGGCCGCACGCAAAUCACGCGCCAAGAAGAUGAGCUACACCGAUGAGCUCGAAGCCAAAGUCGCCAGUCUCGAGGCUCAGCUCGCAGCCGCACAACAACUGAUCACCCAGCUCGGAGGCCAAGCCAACACAAGCCCCGUCCAACAGCAGGCAGAGAUCAACGACGAUGACUUCGCCCGCAUCCUCAAUUCAUCCGUUUAA